AUGGUGCUUCAAGCUCAGCGGAAGGCGUUUUUAACCAUGGAAGAUGUGAAUGCCAUCUUCACUAUGAUUUGCAGCUUCUUUGGUAUCGGAACGCUCUCCAUGCCGUCAAACUUUGCUCGUGCGGGACCUGUAUAUGGCACAUUUGCCAUGCUUCUCAUGGCGUUUGCUAAUAUCUACGCAACGAUCGCUUUAUCCCGAGUGAUGCUCGUUGCGCCGGUAUCUGUCCGAACAUUCACAGACGUUGGUGACUGGGUCUUUGGCAGACCUGGACGCUAUGUCGUGAUUGUAUCCCAAUUACUUGUUUGUUUGCUUGUACCUUGUACGUUUUUGGUGCUCGGGAGUACAAUAUUGAACGUUCUUUUCCCGGAUACUUUUAGUCAAAGCUUUUGGAUCAUCUUUAUGGCUAUCACAGUAAUUCCCUCGUGUUUAAUACCGACAUUGAAAGAAGCAAGUCUUGUAGCGUUUGUUGGAUGUCUUUGUACAUUUGUCGCUGUUGUGGUUGGAGUUGGAAUUUUGGAGUGGGAAAUGCGCGGUCAUCCAUCUGUCCCGGCACCAAAUAUAACGCUGCAUCAAGUACUUACAACAUUUGGGAAUCUGGCGCUGGCGUACGGUGCGUCCAUUAUUGUACCCGACAUACAGCGUCAGCACUCAGAUCCCUCUCGCAUGAAUCGAAUAAUUCUCGUCAGUUUGAUAACGGGCUCAAUCUUUUUUUUAAUUGUAGCCAUCGUUGGAUACGAUGCUGGUGGGUGUCAAUUAUCCAUGAAUCUCUUGGUUUCGAUUGUAAAUAUAUCAGAUCCAACGUCGCCUUCAGCUUUAGGUUUCAUCCCUCAUCACGGUGCUGUGAUCUUGGCGUAUAUAUCCAUGCAAAUUCACGUUGUCAUAGCCUUUUCAACGAUUAUUUACCCGUCGUUCUACAUGGCAGAACGAGUUCUUCUUGGGAUGCACAAAACGGUUUCGCUUAUCAGCUCAGAAAAAGAAUAUGAAAGAAAAUCAAGUACCCGUGGCCAAGCCACAGCCGAUCUUGAGGGUGACUUUAAGCUUAGUGAUUUAAGUACCCCGAGCUUUACACUGAUGGCUGAACACCAACGGGAAGAUUAUGUUUUGCAGGAAGUCUCAGCGUAUCGAGGUACAAGUACCAUCCUUCGUUACGUGACGUUACGUCUGUGCAUCAUUGCAACGCUAGUGGCAGUGUCUAUCAGUCUUCGCAACAAUUUUUUUCAUCUUGUGGACUUUACAGGUGCUUCAGCUAUCACAAUCUGCUGUCUCGCUCUACCUCUGUGUUUUUAUCUCAAGGUUUUCUGGAAUGAACUACCUGGGUACGAGCGUGUCAUAGCCGUCGCGAUUCUCCUCAUUUGCUGUGUUGUCGGUUGCUACGUCAUGAUUAUUGCCGGAAAAUGUCUCUUUGACCCAAUUACUGAGACUGCUACAUUUCCAUACUGCCCAGUCGAGAAUCAGAUGGAGCCAUACUACGUUCGAGACUCGUCCAUUCGAUUGUAA
Plasmopara halstedii is the source of this 1497-nucleotide messenger RNA. RefSeq names its product amino acid auxin permease family. Gene Ontology annotation, cellular component: vacuolar membrane. Gene Ontology annotation, molecular function: amino acid transmembrane transporter activity. Gene Ontology annotation, biological process: amino acid transmembrane transport. Bases 1 to 1497 code for a protein of 498 amino acids. The transcript has a single exon. Lineage: Eukaryota; Oomycota; Peronosporomycetes; Peronosporales; Peronosporaceae. The record is from RefSeq and is a predicted model, not a curated record.